This is a messenger RNA of Saprolegnia parasitica CBS 223.65, 1023 nucleotides long. RefSeq lists its product as hypothetical. Bases 33 to 992 code for a protein of 319 amino acids. NCBI's taxonomy places the organism in Eukaryota, Oomycota, Saprolegniomycetes, Saprolegniales, Saprolegniaceae. The record is from RefSeq and is a predicted model, not a curated record. The transcript has a single exon.
AAACCAUUUUUCGUAAAGCACCGGCGAACGAGAUGAUGCCCGAGGUCGACGACGAUACUUUGAGCGUUGCUUCCGACAGCACCUGCUCCGAGCACGGAGAGGACGACGAUGACGACAGAACCGCUUGUCGCCUGGCCGACAGCUUGGACCUCUCGGUGGCGUUUGCGACACCGCCCAAGGCGCACGCCAAAGGUCACACCAAGGCCGCCGUUUGUUUCGAGAAGGACCAGGCACCUCCGACGCAGCGCACGUUGCGUCACGCAGCACCCAUCGUGAGCGCCGUACCCAAGCACGCAGGGACGGUAGCGCCCACCAGAGUCAUCGCAACGGCCAAGCCUGGACCGACCGAGACCCUACGUGCUACCUCCGCAGUGCCGGCACCACAGGUGCACACUCUUCAGCCCGCGGUGCAGCCGUCGCUGGGUCGCCCGCUCCAGGAACUCGCCAAAACGUCACCACCCGCAGAGCUCACCAAGAAGCUACCGCCCGCAGAGCCCGUCCAGAGGACACCACCGCCGCAACUCGCCAAAAAGGCGCAGUUCACGGAGCCCGUCAAGAAAGCAAUGGAACCCACCAAGACGGCGCCCGUGGUGGUCACCAAACCUGCAGCGCCGACAGACAUCCGGGCGACGCGUCGGCCCGUGUCGCCAUUGAAGCCGGUGCAAGGAGCGAGCAUGUCAAUGGAGGAAGAUGCUUUACGUCGCGAAAUCGCCCAACUCGACUCGAAGCUCGGAGGGUUACGCCAGGACGUGGUCAGUUCAGACGAAGACGAGACACCGGUCGUCGCAGCGUAUGGCGGCGGCGCGCACGUGCGGGUGGGGACGCGCACGGCCCCGGGCGACCGGUGCUCGCUCGAGAAGCGACGAGCGACGGCGAGUGUGCAAGCAACGCGCGUUCGGAAAGGCCCAUGUAUCGAGACUCCGUCGUUGGAGAAGCCCGCCAAAGCCGACAAGGUUGUCGUCAAGAAGGAGUUUGCCUUCUUGUUCAUGUAAUCAUACUACCAUGUCGUCUCUUGAAAAAGGA